This is a messenger RNA of Rhizophagus irregularis DAOM 181602=DAOM 197198, 465 nucleotides long. RefSeq lists its product as uncharacterized. Lineage: Eukaryota; Fungi; Glomeromycota; Glomeromycetes; Glomerales; Glomeraceae. The record is from RefSeq and is a predicted model, not a curated record.
AUGAACCAAAAUUUGAUAUUUGCAUUCCUUUUAUUGGCUGCACUUACCAUGGUCAAUGCCGUUCCAUAUCAACUUCUUAAAAGAGGGAAAGACAUAUAUUUGUCAUGUUCACCAAAUCCCGACAGAUCUUACAUCUAUGCAAACCUUAAGCCUUUCCCUCCUGUUUCUAAUCAAUCCGAUGAUUAUACAGUUGAAGGAGCAAUGUUGGAUUAUGAAAUCACUCCUAAUAAAACCGAAAUUAUAAUUGUGUAUACUGAUCCGAACCAUUAUACCAUAGGUGAUAUUUAUUUUAAGGUUUUGGAUUUUUAUUAUGCGAGCGCAGCUCCAUUUUCAAUUGAUGUACCAGAUGUUCCGACACCACAACUUCCUAGUGCAUACUCGAUUUCAGUAUUAAUUGCAGAUAAAACCAAUGAUCCAUAUAAUCCAGAAAUCCAUGCCUGUGCAUAUGCCAAUUUUGGUUUCUGA